Aspergillus versicolor CBS 583.65 is the source of this 2373-nucleotide messenger RNA. RefSeq lists its product as uncharacterized. Bases 127 to 2022 code for a protein of 631 amino acids. Gene Ontology annotation, molecular function: oxidoreductase activity; copper ion binding. The transcript has 2 exons. Lineage: Eukaryota; Fungi; Ascomycota; Eurotiomycetes; Eurotiales; Aspergillaceae. The record is from RefSeq and is a predicted model, not a curated record.
GUCAGGUAUAAGGCAUGCCUGUCCUCAUGUAUUCCGAGAGGUGACUAUUCGUUUAGCAAUCUACGACGCAUCCUAGCUAUCCAGGCACUUUUCCUGAGCCGGCUUGGCUUUUCUUGCCUUGGCAAUAUGCUGCUCCCCUCUUUUCUUCUCCUGAUAUAUGCAUUGUGUGCGUCUGCCUCCUGGGUGUUCAAUCAUGACCUGAGCCGGACAGAGCGCACUCUCGUCCAUGAUACAUCUGGCCUGCAGCUGGGCCGCCGGCAAGACCCUGGAGUAGCAGAAUGUAGCCCAGGGGCUAGAGAUUGCAGGUCGUCCCAAACAAGGACAACUACCAACCCCACGAGCCCGGAGAGUACCAGUAUUUCGUCAACUUCUAGUACAUCGACUACCCCAUCAUUACCAACUGGAACGCCAUGCGCUGGGAACACUCCAGAUACCAGGUCAAACUGGUGCGACUACAACAUAGACACCAAUUACCACGAUAUCACCCCCAACACCGGUGUCACGCGAGAAUACUGGCUCGAGAUUGACGAGAUCACAGCGAGCAUAGAUGGAUACUCCCGUCCUGCAAUGGCCAUAAACGGGACCAUUCCCGGCCCAACCCUCUACGCAGACUGGGGUGAUGAAGUGGUCAUCCAUGUCCGCAAUCUCCUUCAUGAGACGCUCAACGGAACAAGCAUCCACUGGCACGGUAUCCGUCAGCAGAACACGAACCAGAAUGACGGAGUGGUUUCAAUUACCCAGUGUCCUAUUACGCCAAACCACGAGUAUACGUACCGCUGGCGCGCACAGCAGUACGGUACAACCUGGUACCACUCCCACAUGGCUCUGCAAGCCUGGGACGGUCUCUCCGGGGCCAUUGUCAUUAAUGGACCUGCGACAGCGAACUAUGACGUUGACGCAGGAACUAUCAUGCUGAAUGACUGGACCCAUCAAACAGCCGCUGAGCUGUUCCAGUACGCUCAGGUUGUCGGCCCUCCGACCUUGAAUAACUCGUUGAUCAACGGGACCAAUACCUACGGCUCUGGAGACGACGAGACCGGUGAACGCUUCAAGCUAAAGGUCGAAGAGGGCACUUCGUAUCGUCUUCGACUCAUCAAUGGGGCCCUGGACACGCACUACAAGUUCAUGAUCGAUAACCAUAUUCUGACGGUAAUUUCCAUGGACCUAGUCCCGGUUGAGCCUUUCAACACCACAUUUAUCGAUAUUGCCAUGGGUCAGCGCUACGAUGUAAUCGUCACAGCAAACCAAGCCGCCGUCGCAGACUCCUUCUGGCUCCGAACAAUCCCACAAGCAAGCUGCUCAGCCAUCGAAGACCCCGCCAACAUCCGCGGUAUCUUCUACUACGGCGACAACCCAAGCACCCCAGAGACAAUCCCCUGGCCCAUAGUCGACGGAUGCAACGAUGAGCCAAUGGAGAAUCUCGUCCCGCACGUCCCGCGCACCGUCCAAUCCCCAGACUGGCAGGAGAGUACCGAGGCAGCAUCCGGCCGCAACACGGACGGUCUUUUCCGGUGGUACCUCAACAGCACCACCAUGGAAAUUUUCUGGGAAGACCCCACGCUGAAGCAGAUCGCAGAGAGCAGAAAUGAAAUGGCGAUGUGGGAUAAUUCAAGUGCGGUGAUUGACCUGCCCAAUGCGAACCAGUGGGUUUAUCUAGUCGUGAGCACGGCCCAGCCGGUGUUCCACCCGAUCCAUCUACACGGCCAUGACUUUUUUAUUCUUGCCCAGGGCUCGAAUCCGUGGGAUGGCUCUGUGAAAACGGAUAAUCCGCCGAGACGCGAUACGGCGGUUCUUCCUGGGAAUGGGUAUCUGGUUAUGGCGUGGGAGACGGAUAACCCGGGGGCGUGGCUGAUGCAUUGCCAUAUUGGGUGGCAUACGACGGAGGGGUUUGCGUUGCAGUUUGUGGAGAGAUAUGAUGAGAUUAAGGGGAUCAUUGAUCAGGAUCAGCUGGAGGAGACGUGUAAGCUUUGGAAUGGAUAUGACGAGGAGUACGAUAUUGAGCAGCAUGAUUCGGGAAUUUAAUCGGUAUAUAUUGCGUUUUCAGCUGCAUACAACUGUGUUUUAUUGAUUCAAGUACUACAAGGUUUUCAAGUUAUCGUCCCUUGCAGAACGGCUGUCAACCUCUCAGCCGGGGGUAUCACAUCGGAAAGCGAGGCUGUCCGAAUCAUUGAUGAUCUACAAGAAGGCGCCGCCAACAUACGGGAUCUGUGCUCUCGCAUAAGCAUAUGUAGCGCCCAUUAUUAAAGCCGAAAGUAAAAUCUCCGCUAUUGAAUAUUGACGAGAAAGUGAACCCAUCAGCUGUUGAAGGUGGAGUGGGGAACGAAUAUACUACUGUAUGCGAUUAGGGCUAAAAGGUCGUUGUAUACUGGAGGG